AUGGUUGUAUCCGCAGUAGUCGUCGCGGCACUCGCGUCUCUGGCUGUGGCUUCGCCCGCGCUCCCUUUGAAGGACCGCGCUUUGCCAUCGGGCGAUGUGACUUGCGGAAGUAACGUCUAUACUGUGUCACAAGUUUCUGCGGCUGUAUCUGCAGGGUAUGCUCACGUCAGCAACCCUAUCGGCAGUAACAGCUAUCCACACGCAUACUACUCGUACGCGGACGAGCACAUCACACUGUACUGCAGCGGCAGCAGUUGGUACGAAUACCCUAUCCUCAAGAGCGGAUUGUACAGCGGGGGUUCACCUGGCGCUGACCGCGUUAUCUUCAACACCUCGGGAACGUACUGCGCCGUUGUCACCCACACCGAUGCUCCCGGUGGUGACGAUGCUUUCACUUCUUGCGACAACGACUGA
Peniophora sp. CBMAI 1063 is the source of this 414-nucleotide messenger RNA. NCBI's taxonomy places the organism in Eukaryota, Fungi, Basidiomycota, Agaricomycetes, Russulales, Peniophoraceae. The record is from the annotation of a GenBank genome assembly.